AUGACGGCAGAAAGCAAUGAGCAUUUCAUACUAGUGCAUGGAGGCUGCCAUGGAGCUUGGAGUUGGCACAAACUCUCGACGUUGCUCACGUCAGCUGGUCACCAAGUCACAGCCAUUAAUCUUGCCGCUUGUGGGGUCCACCCGAAGCAAAUCAACGAGAUCGGCUCAUUCCAUGACUAUACUCAACCGUUGAUGGAUUUGAUGACUUCUCUUCCACCCCACAAAAGGGUGAUCCUGGUGGGCCACAACUUCGGUGGUGUUGUCCUUUCUCUAGCUAUGGAGAGAUUUCCAGAAAAGAUCUCGGUGGCCUUUUUCGCUACUGCCAUGAUGCUGAGUCUCGCAUCUCCACCGUCCAUUAUCGUGAAAGAGGAUGAAACGUGCAAGGACGAAUACUUACCCUCGGAGAAGAAACAGAAAGAGCCAAGUCAGGAGCAGAUCUCGGAGUGUCGGAUGAAGAUGAGGCUUGAGUGCACACAUAAUCCUGUAAAUAGAGAGGUCGAGCGUUGGGGCGAGUGGUGCGGCGCAGUGGUGGUGGCGGAGUCGGGGAAAGUGAUGACGGAGAAGGGGAGGUAG
Molecule: messenger RNA, 573 nt
Organism: Magnolia sinica
Lineage: Eukaryota; Viridiplantae; Streptophyta; Magnoliopsida; Magnoliales; Magnoliaceae
Product: polyneuridine-aldehyde esterase-like
Exons: 3
Coding region: 1-573 (190 amino acids)
Biological process (GO): jasmonic acid metabolic process; salicylic acid metabolic process
Molecular function (GO): methyl jasmonate esterase activity; methyl indole-3-acetate esterase activity; methyl salicylate esterase activity
Source: RefSeq, a predicted model, not a curated record